Lycium ferocissimum is the source of this 318-nucleotide messenger RNA. Its product is annotated as large ribosomal subunit protein P2-like. Bases 1 to 318 code for a protein of 105 amino acids. NCBI's taxonomy places the organism in Eukaryota, Viridiplantae, Streptophyta, Magnoliopsida, Solanales, Solanaceae. Gene Ontology annotation, molecular function: structural constituent of ribosome. Gene Ontology annotation, biological process: cytoplasmic translational elongation. Gene Ontology annotation, cellular component: cytosolic large ribosomal subunit. The transcript has a single exon. The record is from RefSeq and is a predicted model, not a curated record.
AUGACGAUCAUAGCCACCUACUUGUUGGCCGCAUUGGGUGGAAAUGCCAGCCUUAUGACGAAGGAUUUGAAGGCUAUUCUCGCUUCCAUCGGAGCCAAAGCAGAUGAAGCGAAAAUUGAAUUAUUAUUAUCUCAAGUCAAAGGAACAGACCUUAUUGAACUUAUUGUUUCCAGUAGAGAGAUGAUCGCUCCAGUGCCCUCCGGUGGCGGUGUUGCUGCAGUUGCUAGUAGUGGUGGUAGUGAGUGGUGGCCGAAAAGUAUGCGAAAGAGAAAGAAGGGUCUAAAGAGGAGUUUUGUUUCGAUCUCUUUGGUUAGAUAA